Molecule: messenger RNA, 1131 nt
Organism: Rodentolepis nana
Lineage: Eukaryota; Metazoa; Platyhelminthes; Cestoda; Cyclophyllidea; Hymenolepididae
Source: the annotation of a GenBank genome assembly
AUGAAUGCCGACGAGGCAGUUCCUGUUGUUAUUGAUAAUGGAUCUGGCAUUAGUAAAUCCGGCUUUGCUGGAGAGGAUUCACCCCGUUCCAUCAUUCCUUCGGUGAUUGGUCGACCCAAAUACGAGUCAGUUAUCAGAGCAAUCUCCGAAAAAGACUCCUACAUUGGCGAUGAGGCGCAGUCUAAAAGGGGAAUGCUCUCUCUUAAGCACCCAAUAGAACAUGGGUAUGUCACUGACUGGGAGGAUAUGGAGAAACUCUGGAAUCAAAUCUUCUACAAUGAGCUUCGUGUUUCGCCAGAGGAACAUCCUGUGCUUCUCACUGAUCCUCCCCUAAAUCCUAAAGCUAAUAGAGAGAGAAUGGCGACAAUUAUGUUUGAAACAUUCAACGUUCCUGCAAUGUAUAUCUCACUUCAGGCUGUUUUGGCUCUUCAUGCUUCAGGAAGGAUGACUGGUUUGGUUCUGGAUUCGGGAGAAGGAGCUACACACACAAUCCCUGUCUAUGAGGGCUAUUCUAUCUCUUCUGCAAUUGACAGGUUAGAUUUAGCCGGCAGAGAGGUAACCGAGUAUCUGAUGAGGCUUCUUCGUGGCCGUGGAAAUGCUUUCCGCUCGACUUCGGAGAGAGAAGUAGUUCGAGAAAUAAAGGAAAAAUUGGCUUAUGUUGCUCUUGAUUAUGAGGAUGAAAUAAUCAAAGCGGAAACGACUUGUGAGAUUGAAAAGGAUUAUGAACUUCCAGAUGGGAAUAUCAUUACAUUGGGAAGUGAGAGAUUUCAGUGUGCUGAGGCCUUGAUGAGACCGGAGUUAAUAGGAAAAGAAUGUCCCGGACUCGCGGACUCCAUUUACCAAUCAAUUAAGAAGUCAGACAUGAAUACACGCAGGGAUCUUUAUCACAACGUAGUUCUCUCUGGUGGUUCAACAAUGUUUCAUGGAAUGGCAGAACGACUGAAAAAGGAUAUUUCCGACAUGGCACCCUCGUCGAUGAAUGUAAGAAUUAUUGCUCAGCCUGAGAGGAAGUAUUGUGUCUGGAUAGGAGGAUCAAUAUUGGGCUCUCUGUCUUCCUUCAGAAAGGUUUGGAUUUCAAGGGAAGAAUAUGAAGAGGUGGGUCCAGGUAUUGUGCAUAAAAAGUGCAUGUAG